This is a messenger RNA of Lachancea thermotolerans CBS 6340, 987 nucleotides long. RefSeq names its product replication factor C subunit 3 (gene RFC3). The transcript has a single exon. The record is from RefSeq and is a predicted model, not a curated record. Bases 1 to 987 code for a protein of 328 amino acids. Gene Ontology annotation, biological process: DNA-templated DNA replication; DNA repair. Lineage: Eukaryota; Fungi; Ascomycota; Saccharomycetes; Saccharomycetales; Saccharomycetaceae. Gene Ontology annotation, molecular function: ATP binding; DNA binding; DNA clamp loader activity. Gene Ontology annotation, cellular component: Elg1 RFC-like complex; DNA replication factor C complex; Rad17 RFC-like complex.
AUGAAUAGAAGCGCUGAGAACCUCCCAUGGAUUGAGAAGUACAGGCCCCAGACCUUGGACGAUGUUUAUGGCCAAAGAGAGAUUGUUGGCACGGUCCGCAAGUUUGUGAAGGAAGGAAGGCUGCCACAUUUAUUAUUCUACGGCCCUCCAGGAACGGGUAAAACGUCGAUGAUCGUGGCGUUGUCCCGUGAAAUUUACGGAACUAACUACCGGAAUAUGGUCCUUGAGUUGAACGCGUCCGAUGAUAGAGGUAUUGAUGUUGUGAGAAACCAGAUCAAAGAAUUCGCGUCUACACGCCAAAUAUUCUCCAAAGGCUUCAAGCUGAUUAUCCUGGAUGAGGCGGAUGCGAUGACCAACGCAGCACAGAAUGCCCUGAGAAGAAUCAUAGAAAAGUAUACAAAGAAUACCAGAUUCUGCAUUUUGGCCAAUUACGCACACAAGUUGACACCAGCGCUCCUUAGUCGAUGCACUAGGUUCAGGUUCCAGCCGCUUCCUACCGACGCUAUCGAAAAGCGCGUCAACAAGGUUCUCAUCUUGGAGAAUCUGAAACUUUCUCGCGAAGCAUUCACAGCCCUGCUAAGGCUUUCCAAGGGCGAUAUGAGAAGAGCGCUGAACGUUUUGCAAGCAAGCAAGGCCACUUUGGACGAUCCAGACGCCGAGGUCACAGAAGAUACCAUCUACGAGUGCAUAGGCGCACCACACCCACAAGACAUUGAGACAGCACUUGAGUCGAUGCUCAAAGACGACUGGAGUACUGCUUUCUUCACCGUAAAUAAAAUCCGCACCCUCAAAGGUCUGGCUCUGAUCGACCUCGUCGAGGGUAUAGUUGAGACCUUGGAGGGGUAUGAGUUGAAGCCAGAGACAAGGGUAGAGCUGCUUUGCAAGCUCUCGGAUAUUGAGUAUGCUAUGUCGAAGGGUGGUAACGAUAAAGUUCAAAGCAGCGCUGUCAUCGGUGUUGUCAAAUCUAGUUUCGAAUUAGAGGCGUAA